GCCUAACGUCAUAUAAUAAAGGAGUACCUCAGGGAGGCCCCCAAUGGCCGCCCCUAGUAGGAAACUUCCCGGAUGAUUACUAGCAUGUUCGGACGGAGAAUAAACUUCCACUACCGCCGCUACCGCUUUUAUAAAAAGAGUCUCUCUCACCUCUGUUCAUCCCAUUCUCCAUUGUUGCUUCAAAGACCAAAACAGUCCUCUUCCUUCUCGCCUGUGGAGAAAACCCAGAAUAAAAAGCAGGAAAAAGCAUCCUCUGCAAAUCUUUGGACGUGGAUUUCAGUUCUUCGAAGCAUCCUUGCGACCCAUCGAAGUUUUGGAUUUUUUCUUGGAUUGUUUGGUCUGUGAAGAAAGAAAGAACCGGAAAUGUCUGUUGAUUUUGCAGGAGCUGCUGUGGGAACAGCAUUCGGCGAGCUGUGCUCGCUUGUUAAGCACGUAGUGAACACCGUUGCCGUGUUUCGUCCCCAACUCAAGAAGAUUGAUUUCACCUUAAGCGAGAUGGACCCGAUCAUAAAGGACAUCUACCAUCUCUACUAACAGCUGGACCGUCUGAAAGAGAUGGAUCCGAUCAAGAAACUAUUGGAUGAAGGCAAAGGACUAGUCAACAACUGCUUGAGGAUCCACUCGCUCAACUGGUACAAGAGGUAUACACACUCGAACAAACUGACCGAGUACGACGUGGCUGUCCGUGAGAAGUUCCAGAUUUACAUGCCCCUGCUAGCCACGAGGAACCAUGCGGAGAUGUUGAUAAAGAUGGACGAGAUCAUGUUCAGAUGGCCUGGUCAAGCAAACGGUGGGGGCCUCCAGAGCGGGCUCGGGACUUGGGGCAACCUUUCGGUCCCUGUGGCGCCUGCUUUCAUGGUCGGGUCAGAGGCGGAGGUGUCCAUGAGGGAGAUCAAACUGCGGUUGCUCAAGGGGGGAGUGUCUGUGAUUGUUGUGACCGCCCCAGGUGGAUGUGGGAAAACCACUCUGCUCAAGAAGUUGUGCCAUGACUGGGAAAUUAAAGGCAAGUUCAACAACAUCAUGUUCGUCAGAGUCUCGAGGAAACCCAAUCUGAUAGGCAUUGUCCAGCAAAUGUAUCAACAUAACGGUUUUGAGGCGCCCGAGAUUGAAGCAGAAGAUGGUGCAUUUAGUUGCUUGGAGCAACUGCUCAACAGAAUAGGACAAGAUCCUGUGUUGCUUGUGCUGGACGAUGUCUGGGCCGAAUGGGAAUCAAUCCUUAAGAAGUUUGUCAGCAACGGUAUAAAAGAUUACAAGAUUGUGGUGACAUCAAGAUAUGAGUUUCCUUAUUUUCGUCCUGUGCAUCACCUGAAACCACUGACUCAUAAUGAAGCCGUAAAAUUAUUUCGUGAAUCUGUUGCUGUUGAUGAUGGAAGCAUGGAUGCACCGGAUGAUGAGACCUUGGAUCAGAUAGUGAAGCGCUGCAAGGGAUUGCCAUUGGCUCUUACAGUCGUUGCCAAGUCUCUCCGAGGAAAGGAUCGUCCAAUCUGGGAAAGAAAGCUUCUUGAUUGGUCUGAAGGUCAUUACCCCUUGGGUUUGGACAGCGAGAUUCUAGAUUGCCUCAGGAAGAGCUUGGAUGACUUGGAUGGUGACCCUUCAAUCAAGGAACGUUUCAUGGACCUUGGGUCGUUUCUGGAGGAUUGCAAGAUCCCCACCACCGCCCUUAUCGAUGUGUGGGUGGAAUUGUACAAGCUAGAUUUCAAAGGCGUGCGUGCUAUUGCUGACCUCCACGAACUCGUUUACAGGAACCUAGCUGAUCUCAUAGUCACCAGUGGCUACUAUGCUAUGCAACACGAUAUGCUCAGAGAGCUGGCUAUCAUGGAGUGCAACAAGGGGGAAAUAGAGAAGAGAGAGAGACUCAUUUUGGAGUUGAUUGGAAAUAAUUUUCCUGAUUGGUGGAGCAAGCAAAAGCAACAGCCUCUUGGCGCUCGUCUAGUAUCCAUCUCUACAGAUAAAACAUUCUCGACUCCCUGGCCAAAUCUUGAAUUGCCUAAAGUUGAGGCUCCUGUCUUGAACUUUCAGAACGACAUGCAAUCUAAAACUUAUUUGCCUGAAUUCAUUGAGGAGGCAGAUAAACUCAAGGCUCUAAUAGUAACAAACCAUAGCUUCUUUCCGACUGAGCUGCACAAUUUCCAUGUCCUUGGAUCCAAUUUAAGGAAGAUUAGGUUCCAACGUGUCAUAGUUCCUUUCCUAAGCAUGGGAAACCUGCGCUUGCACAAUCUGAAAAAGAUAUCGUUAUUCAUGUGCUAUAUCAGUCAAACUUCAACAUCGAAUGAUGCUAAAAUAUCCGAUGCAAUGCCAAACUUAGUGGAGCUCGACAUUGACUAUUGUGAUAAUCUUGUGACAUUACCGGAUGGCAUAUGUGAGAUAAAGCCUUUGAGAAAGCUUAGCAUCACAAAUUGCCAUAAUUUCUUCGCUCUUCCGGAACAAACUGGGCAACUAACAUCCCUCGAAGUGGUUGGGCUUAAUUCUUGCAUAACCUUGUCAAACUUACUAGAUUCGAUCAAAAGCCUUCAAAAUGUGAGACUUCUCAAUAUAUCUGACUGCCUGAAAUUGAGUGCCUUACCUCAUCAAAUCGGUCAAAUGGUUAAGCUUGAGAGGAUAAACAUAAGAGGGUGUCCAAAGUGGUCUGGGUUGCCAAGGUCCAUCAUGAACUUGAGGAACUUAAGGAAGGUGAUUUGUGAGAAAGAAAAAGCCGGCAUGUGGAAGCCUCUUAAGGACACUCUCCCGAGCUUGGACAUAAUUUUGUUCAAAGAAAAACAUAGCUUGGCUUGGCUUGAGUGACAAAGAUUGGGAAACGACGUCGACGGUGUGUGGACUUUUGAUCAAAUAUCGAAGGUCGUUUUUGAACCAUUUAAUAUUGAUGUGGACUGACCUGUCAUAUUUUCUUUGAUAUUUUCAAGUCAGGAAUUUUUUCUUCUUCCCAUUUAUUUCUUUCUUCCUUUCUUCUUCCCCUUCCUUCUACCACCAACAAUGCCGCUGCAAACCAUAACCACCGCAUCCUUACCAUCACCGUCAUUGCUGACACCUAAGUCGCAGCGCCUUACCACCACGGACCACUUCAGCAUCGCCUUUUCUCUCUCUUAUUUCUGAGGUGGAAACUCAAGAGAUCUGAGCCUCUGAAACCUAAUGUCCGAGGUCAUGGUGGCCUUAUAUCGGAGGUCGCAAACUCGAAUUUGAAGUAACGCGCUUCAGAUCUGAUGAGAGAGAGGGGCCCCUGCAAUGUCAUCUGAGCAAAGCUUCUGGUGGUGUUCGUGUGUGGCUUUGGUGUGGUGAUGGCUUUCUGAGACUAAAAUUAGUUUAGGAUAUGCUUGACCUAAAUCUAUCAUCCGUAAAAAUGUGUACUUAUAAACACAUGUGGAUUUUUCAUGUCAAAUCUAUCAUUCUCAAAGUUGGAUCCAUCUUACAAUCGUCUAUGUGGGAUAAUGGGUGGAAUACGCACGAAACAUAGAAUUUGAUUAGGAUACUAGUUUGAUAUAUUUUGUGAGACUAAAAUUAGUUUAGGAUAAAUGUGUGCUCAUGCACAUAGGGAAAAAAAAUCACUAGCAUACUUGAAAAACACAUAAAUGCAAUUGGCAGCGCAUGAGAAAAGAAAUAACAGAGAGAAUUGAGAGCAAGAAAACGAGGGAAAAUAAGGGAGUUUGGGAGAAAAACAUGAGUGAAUCGUGAGCAAUUUGUGUGGGAGCUUGAGUACGAACAUAACCAGGAUUCAGGUUGAAUCAGCACUUGUUCCCUAGCCAAACAUAGCCCGAUUCUCUGCCAAGAAGCAUGCAAACGUCCUUCGAUAUUUUGCUGGUCCGAAUUAGUGAAUUGUGCAACCAAAACCAGUAGUUGCUUAUGAUAUUUGCAAGGGUAAAGACACAUGAUUUUCGUUGCUUUAAAUGUUGGAAAUUUCAAUAGUUUUGAAAUAUUGAAAGCUAUUAUUAAGUGAUAAAAUGCUUUAAGUUUAUUGUAAUCUCCAUAUCCUACCAAAUCCAAAAAUUACCUUACUCUUUAUUUCUCAUAUUAUACAUUUCAAAUUGUAGUCACAGUAUCCAACAUCAUCAAAUAUAUGCGAAAUGCAUUACCAAUCACCUAAUAGGAGAAUUUGUAUUUUACCAUCCACAUCAAAUACUCAAUUUUAAUUUAAAAGCUCAUUUGGUCGGUUGAAAUGUUUUCAAUUUUUAGUGGGAUAAACUAAGUUUACCAUAAAAUAAUCAAUUCAGUAUACGAAGAAGAAUAACGCGGGCUGUUACGCGCUUUAACUAAACGAGUAACAUAGCGAGUAACAAAGCGAGGCGUCCAAUGGUCGGUCCUCCCAAGAACCUUCCUGUACCAUGACUAUAACAUGCCUGGCCCGAGGAUAGACUUCCACCGCCGCUUUUGCAAAGAGAGUCUCUCUCAGCUUUUCGUUCGUCACUUUCUCUGUCGUUGCUUCAUAGACCAAGAAGCUCCUCUUCCUCUUCCUUCUUGCCUAUUCGAAAAACCCAGAAGAAAAAAAGAAAA
Molecule: messenger RNA, 4482 nt
Organism: Eucalyptus grandis
Lineage: Eukaryota; Viridiplantae; Streptophyta; Magnoliopsida; Myrtales; Myrtaceae
Product: probable disease resistance protein At5g66900
Exons: 5
Coding region: 556-2781 (741 amino acids)
Biological process (GO): defense response to fungus
Molecular function (GO): ADP binding
Source: RefSeq, a predicted model, not a curated record